GCGCCAACAGGAACUAGCCUUCCCCUUCUUCCUCUCUCUCUCUCUCUCUCUCUCUCUCUCUCUACAAGUACUGUCCACGCAUAACGCAUUCUCCUCAGACCUCACCAUUGUUUGUUCCUUGCACGCUAGCUAGCUACAGAAAAGCUCUCUCUCUCUCUCUCUCUCUCUCUCUCUCUCUCUCUCUCUCUCUCUCUCACACACACACACACACUCAUGGAGAUGAUGAAGCAGGAAGGGCAAUGCAACGUCCUAGUAGUGCUCCUUCUUGUUCUGCUGAUCAUACCACCACAAGGAUGCAGAGCGCAAAGCAGCAGUGAAAAUCUGACGAGGAACAGCUUUCCUAAGGGAUUUGUUUUCGGCACUGCUACUUCUGCGUAUCAGUAUGAGGGAGCAGUCCAGGAUGAUGGAAGAGGACCUGCUAUUUGGGACAAAUUUGCUCACACAUUUGGAAAGAUCAUUGACUUUAGCAAUGCUGAUGUGGCAGUCGAUCAAUACAACCGUUUUGAGGAGGAUAUUCAACUCAUGUCAGACAUGGGAAUGGAUGCAUACAGAUUUUCAAUUGCAUGGCCUAGGAUUUUCCCAAAUGGCACUGGCGAGGUUAAUCAGGCAGGAAUUGACCACUAUAACAACCUGAUCAAUGCGUUGCUUGCAAAAGGCAUAGAACCCUACGUAACACUGUAUCACUGGGACCUUCCCCAGGCCCUGGAAGACAAGUACACUGGGUGGCUUGAUAGGCAGAUAAUCAACGAUUAUGCGGUGUACGCUGAGACGUGUUUCAAGGCGUUCGGAGACAGGGUGAAGCACUGGAUAACCUUCAACGAGCCACACACUGUUACAGUUCAGGGCUACGACUCUGGACUGCAGGCACCAGGGCGCUGCUCGUUGAUCCUCCAUCUCUACUGCAAGGAAGGCAACUCAGGCACUGAACCCUACAUUGUUGCUCACAAUAUCAUACUGGCUCAUGCCACAGUUGCAGACAUUUAUAUGAACAAGUACAAGGCAACACAGAACGGACAGCUGGGCAUAUCUUUUGAUGUCAUCUGGUAUGAGCCGAUGUCAAACUCCACGGCAGAUGUUGAAGCGACGAAGAGGGCACAGGAAUUCCAGCUAGGAUGGUUUGCGGAUCCUUUCUUCUUUGGUGACUACCCGGAGAUAAUGAGAUCGAGGGUCGGAAAGAGGCUGCCCAAGUUCACAGCUGAAGAGGCUGCUCUUGUGAAGGGGUCGCUGGACUUCAUGGGGAUUAAUCACUACACCACGUUCUAUGUCCAGGAUGAUGAGUCCAGUGUCGUUGGGACACUGCUAAAUAACACCUUAGCAGACACAGGAACUAUUAGCCUCCCCUUCAGAAAUGGGAAGCCAAUUGGGGAUAGGGCUAACUCGAUAUGGCUGUACAUUGUACCUGGCAGCAUGAGGAGCCUAAUGAACUAUGUCAAGGACAGAUACAACACUCCACCUGUGUAUAUAACAGAAAAUGGAAUGGACGAUAGCAACAGUCCCUUCAUCUCCCUGAAGGAUGCAGUCAAGGAUGACAAGAGGAUAAGCUACCACAAUGAGUACCUGACAAAUCUAGCUGCCUCCAUCAGGGAGGAUGGCUGCGAUGUUAGAGGGUAUUUUGUGUGGUCUCUUCUCGACAACUGGGAGUGGACCGCUGGAUACACGUCGAGAUUCGGGUUGUACUUUGUGGACUACAACAACAAUCUCAAGAGAUACCCAAAGAACUCAGUGCUGUGGUUCAAGAACCUGCUGGCCUCUUCAUGCAAGUUUGGUGGCCCAUUUAGAGCUCCACAUGGUAUGCUCCUUCAGACCCUGUAACCAAUAUUUUCUAGCAAUUUGUCCUGUCCCCUGUAUAUGCAUUGGUUGUGUAGUGAUUUGUGUGAUAUGUUUGUUGUACUCACUCCAUCCCUAAAUAUAAAUAUUUGAUUGAAGGUUGAAAGCUUAUCUAUAAA
Messenger RNA from Sorghum bicolor (sorghum), 1946 nucleotides. RefSeq names its product beta-glucosidase 34. The coding region runs from base 214 to 1812 and encodes 532 amino acids. The transcript has 13 exons. Gene Ontology annotation, biological process: carbohydrate metabolic process. Gene Ontology annotation, molecular function: beta-glucosidase activity. Lineage: Eukaryota; Viridiplantae; Streptophyta; Magnoliopsida; Poales; Poaceae. The record is from RefSeq and is a predicted model, not a curated record.